Paecilomyces variotii is the source of this 2607-nucleotide messenger RNA. Its product is annotated as putative threonyl-tRNA synthetase. Gene Ontology annotation, biological process: threonyl-tRNA aminoacylation. Bases 175 to 2394 code for a protein of 739 amino acids. Gene Ontology annotation, cellular component: cytoplasm. The record is from RefSeq and is a predicted model, not a curated record. Gene Ontology annotation, molecular function: ATP binding; threonine-tRNA ligase activity. The transcript has 5 exons. Lineage: Eukaryota; Fungi; Ascomycota; Eurotiomycetes; Eurotiales; Thermoascaceae.
UAGCGAGCCAAAGCUUGAUAGCAUCACGUGACUCACCGCCUUCCGUCCCUCACUCUCCAUUUAUCGCGGGACUGGUGGGAUAUCCCGCGAGGAGUCAUUAUCGACGCUGAUCUGCCUCUCCCCACGGAUACAGAACCUUGACCGUUCCUGUGCAGGCUUCGUCUUGGGAUAAACAUGGCUUCUGAAGGUCCCAAGGACCUCCCCACCAGGCCGGCCGAGGCUGCCCCUGCUGCGGACUCCUCCGCACAAGCCCCGCCAAAGCCUGCGUCCAAAAAGGCUCCUGCUCCCGCCGACAAUCUCCCCGAUUUCAUUAUUGAGCGCAACAAGCUCUUCGAGGAGCUCUGGCAGGAGUAUCUGCAGGAGCUCAAGAACAAGCCCCACCCAGAUGUGAACAUCACGAUCGAUCUCGGCGAUGGCAAGACGUCCACCGUCACUGCAAAGGCCUUCGAGACCACUCCUGCCCAAUUGCUGAAGGAUGUCCCGAAGGAGUUGAGCGCCAACGUUGUUGUUUCCAAAGUCAACGGCGAGCUUUGGGACCUGAACCGGCCAUUUGAGCAGGAUGCGAAGGUGUCUUACGUUCCUUUCGAUUCUCCCGAAGGCAAGGAAGUUUUCUGGCACUCCAGCGCUCACUGCUUGGGUGAGGCCUGUGAGUGCGAAUAUGGAUGUCUGCUUUCCCACGGACCCCCAACGCCUCAGGGUUUCUUCUACGAUAUGGCAAUGCCAGACGGACGUGUUGUCAAAGAGACCGACUGGCCUGUCCUGGACUCCAGAGCGAACCGAGUCUUCAAGGAGAAGCAGAGUUUCGACCGCCUCGAAGUUUCGAAGGAGAACCUCCGCAAGAUGUUCGCAUACAGCAAGUACAAGCUGCACUACAUUGAUAAGCUGGUGACAGGAGAGAAGAGCACUGUCUACCGCUGUGGUACACUGGUGGAUCUGUGCCGUGGCCCGCACAUUCAGAACACUGGCAAGAUAAAGACUUUCAAGAUUAUGCAGAACUCUUCGGCCUAUUUCCUCGGAGACCAGUCCAACGACUCCCUGCAGCGUAUCCGUGGUGUCGCAUUCCCCGACAAGAAGCAGAUGCAGGAGCACCUGAAGUUCCUGGAAGAGGCAGAGAAGCGCAAUCACCUGAAGAUCGGCAAGGAACAGGAGCUUUUCUUCUUUGACGAAGUCUCCCCCGGAUGUCCUUUCUUGCUUCCUAACGGAACCAAGAUAUUCAAUGCCUUGCAGAAGCUGCUUCGCUCAGAGUACCGGAAGCGUGGCUACCAGGAAGUCCAGACGCCAAACAUGUACGAUGUGGGCAUCUGGAAAACCUCUGGUCACUGGGCCCAUUACAAGGAUGACAUGUUCAAACUGGAUGUUGAGAAGAGAGAGUGGGCCCUUAAGCCUAUGAACUGCCCUGGUCAUUUCAUGCUCUUCGGUCACCGUGAGAGGAGUUACAGGGAACUUCCUCUGAGAAUUGCGGACUUUGGAGUCUUGCACAGAAACGAGGCCUCGGGCGCUCUCAGCGGUCUCACGCGUGUACGGAAGUUCCAGCAGGAUGAUACCCACAUCUUCUGUACCGCCGACCAGAUUACCUCGGAAAUCGAAGGUCUCUUUGACUUCCUCAAGUCUAUCUACGGACUCUUCGGCUUCACAUUCAAGCUGAACCUGUCCACCCGCCCCGAAAAAUACUUGGGUGAUAUUGAGACCUGGAACUACGCUGAGAAGCAACUCCAGGAAGCCAUGACCAGGUUCGUCGGUAACGACUGGGUUCUCAACGAGGGUGACGGUGCCUUCUAUGGCCCGAAGAUCGACAUCACGAUUGCCGAUGCCUUGAAGCGAGAGUUCCAGUGUGCCACCAUUCAGCUUGAUUACCAGGCUCCCAUCAACUUCAAGCUCGAAUACAUGACAAAUGAGACGGGCAAAGCUCCUGCGGAGGAGGCGAAGAAGGAAGGAGAAGCCAAGCCUAACGAGCCCGGUCCUGGUCGUGCUCGUCCCAUCGUCAUCCACCGUGCCAUUAUUGGAAGUUUCGAGCGAUUCCUCGGAAUCCUCAUUGAGCACUUUGGUGGCAAGUGGCCAUUCUGGCUCAGUCCGCGCCAGAUUCUGAUCGUGCCUGUGAUGCCUGCUGUCAACGACUACGUCGAAGAGCUGCAGACGAUCCUGCGCGGGGACAAGCUCAAUGUCGACAUCGACAUUAGCGGCAACACCAUGCAGAAGAAGAUCCGUACUGGACAACUAGCUCAGUACAACUUUAUCUUCGUUGUUGGUGCCCAGGAGAAGGAGUCACGCUCCGUCAACAUCCGUAACCGCGACGACCCGGCCACUCAGGCGAAGGGUGUUAUGGUCCCUCUGGAAGAGGCCCGCGUCAAGCUACGAGCUCUGAGAAAGGAGAGGAGAUUGGUCAACGCCCUUUAAGAGAGGUGGCCUGUUCGACGAUCGAGGAAAUACGUUGUUAUUUUCGGUUGAUAAUGCAUCUCAGCGCGGAGUUGUGCCAGAAGAGGUUGACUUUCUGAGCAUAUAAGGUGAAUAUAGUGAGUCUAUGAGCGAUGUAUGUGUUGGCGUCGAUGAUUAUGAGAAUCCCAAAAUGGAAACCCUGGGGUCUGUCUUGAGCAGUAUCUACGGUGAAGA